AUGACGGAUGAAAAGCAUGAUAACGCCCCCGACGCCGGGUCGGGUGGUAGUCCGCUCAGUCAACCGGCUCACACGCUUACUUAUCAAGCUGUGGUGAAGGAACUCAAUACUGGGUUGGAUGAGGGUCUAGCACCUGAUGAAGCAAGUCGUCGUUUGCAGCAAUAUGGACCGAACAAACUGGAUGAGGGUGAAGGCGUGUCGGUUAUCAAUAUCCUGGUGCGACAGGUAGCCAACGCAAUGAUGCUAGUGUUGAUUCUAGCCAUGGCUGUCAGUUUCGGAAUUCAAUCAUGGAUCGAGGGUGGAGUAAUCUGCGCCGUCAUUAUCUUGAACAUCAUCGUCGGAUUCUUCCAAGAAUACGCCGCGGAAAAAACAAUGGAAUCGCUACACUCGCUAUCAUCCCCGACGGGAACUGUUUCGAGAGGUGGACAGACAUUUUCAGUGCCCUCGUCAGAUAUCGUGCCUGGUGACAUGGUCGAGCUUAGAACUGGUGAUACUGUUCCAGCGGAUAUCCGCCUGGUUGAAGCAGUCAAUUUCGAAACCGACGAGGCUCUCCUGACUGGCGAGUCUCUUCCCGUCCAGAAGGAUUGCGACUCGACAUUCAAAGAGGAUACUGGCCCCGGAGAUCGUCUUAAUAUUGCCUACAGCUCUAGUACCGUCACUCGCGGUCGUGGUCGUGGUGUGGUUGUCAGCACAGGCAUGUACACUGAAAUCGGAUCUAUUGCCCUCGCAUUGCGCGGCAGCGGUAGCAAGCGUCGUCCCGUUAAGCGUGGCCCCAAUGGUGAGACCAAGAAGCGUUGGUACGUCCAGGCCUGGAGUCUUACAUCGGCGGAUGCCGUGGGUCGAUUCCUCGGUGUCAAUGUCGGAACACCUUUGCAGAGGAAGCUUUCAAAGCUUGCUUGUUUGUUAUUUGGAAUUGCCGUUGUCUUCGCCAUUGUCUGCAUGGGUGCGAAUUCUUUCAGCAGCAACACUGAAGUCAUUAUGUACGCCGUGGCAACGGGUAUCAGUAUGAUCCCAGCGUGUCUGGUGGUCGUGCUUACUAUCACCAUGGCAGUCGGUACUAAGCGUAUGGUCGAGCGAAACGUCAUUGUUCGCAAGCUAGACUCGCUGGAGGCGCUCGGUGCUGUCACUGAUAUUUGUUCCGAUAAGACUGGUACAUUGACGCAGGGAAAGAUGGUCGUCCAAAAGGCAUGGAUUCCGUCUCGAGGAACAUAUUCCGUUGGUCCAUCUAACGAACCUUUCAACCCUACCGUCGGAGACGUCACCUUCCUUCCUGUACCUCCUUCGCAAUUAGAACAUGCAGAGAAGGGCACCGCCGCGGAGAACAUUGAAGGCCUAGUCUCAGGAAACCGCCAGCUCGAAGACUUUCUGGACGUGGCCUCGAUGGCCAAUCUCUCUCACGUGUUCAAAUCCGAAGAAGGCGAAUGGAAUGCACGAGGUGAACCCACGGAAAUCGCUAUUCAUGUCUUUGCAUCGAGAUUUAACUGGAACCGCGACCGCUGGACUAAGGGUCAAGGUACGACUAAGGGUCAGGGUACAGUGUGGCACCAACAGGCUGAAUUCCCAUUCGAUUCGACUGUCAAGAAGAUGUCUGUGAUUUUCAGCAAAAUCACACCACAGGAGACCCGCACAAUGGUGUUCACCAAGGGUGCCGUCGAGCGGAUCAUAGAUUCAUGCUCAACUGUUAUCUGGGACCAGGAUUCGUCUACCCCCGUACCAAUGACCGACUCUCAUCGCGAACAGAUCCUCCAGAACAUGGAGGAACUCGCUAAACUAGGACUUCGCGUCUUGGCUCUCGCCCACCGACCCUACACGGCCCAGACACAGCUACUCGAAGAUGCAGACCUGAAUCGUGAAGAUAUUGAAAAGGAUCUGUGCUUCCUAGGACUGAUCGGCUUGUAUGAUCCCCCGCGUCCUGAGACUGCGGGCUCUAUCGAGGCUUGCUACCGCGCUGGUAUCGUCGUCCACAUGGUCACUGGUGAUCACCCUGGUACUGCUAAAGCAAUCGCUCAACAAGUCGGAAUCCUUCCUACCAAUUUCGAUGCAGUGGCGGCUGAUGUCGCCGACGCUAUGGUUAUGACUGCUAGUCAAUUCGAUAAGCUCACUGAUGAGCAGGUUGAUGCACUUCCUACUCUCCCUCUGGUUAUUGCACGCUGCGCGCCACAGACUAAGGUGCGUAUGAUUGACGCCCUCCAUCGCCGUGGUCGCUUCGCGGCUAUGACUGGCGACGGAGUGAAUGAUUCUCCUUCGCUUAAGCACGCCGAUGUUGGUAUCGCCAUGGGACAGGCAGGUUCGGAUGUCGCCAAAGACGCAUCCGAUAUUAUCCUUACUGAUGACAACUUCGCCUCGAUUCUCAAUGCCGUCGAAGAAGGCCGUCGUAUCUUUGACAAUAUCCAGAAAUUCGUGCUUCAUCUAUUGUCAGAGAACAUCGCCCAGGCCUGCACUCUACUUAUCGGAUUAGCUUUCAAAGACGCUGAUAAUCAAUCCGUGUUCCCUCUAUCACCCGUCGAAAUUCUCUGGAUUAUCAUGAUCACAUCAGGCAUGCCCGACAUGGGUCUCGGAAUGGAGGUCGCUGCACCCGAUAUCAUGAACCGUCCUCCACAGAGCAAACAAGGUAUCUUCACCUGGGAGGUCAUCAUCGACAUUCUGGUAUAUGGUAUCUGGACCGCAGCGCUCUGUUUAGCGGCAUUCUCCAUCCGCAUGUGGGGAUUCGGCGACGGAAACCUCGCCAGCGGAUGCAACAAGGCUUGGUCGGAGGAUAUCAAAGGCUGCGAGCUAGUCUUCAAGGCACGUGCCACGACGUUCGUGUGUCUGACUUGGUUUGCGCUGUUCCUAGCUUGGGAAAUGGUUAACCUACGUCGGUCGUUCUUCCGCAUGCAACCGAAAUCCAAGAAAUACUUCACGCAGUGGAUGUACGAUGUCUGGCGGAAUAAGUUCCUUUUCUGGUCUAUCAUGGCGGGAUGGAUCACCAUGUUCCCUAUCCUCUAUAUCCCUGUUUUGAAUGACGUUGUCUUCAAACAUAAGCCUAUCACCUGGGAAUGGGGUAUUGUGGCGGUCGAGGCUGUUCUGUUCUUUAUGGGUGUCGAAGCCUGGAAAUGGGGAAAGAGAGUCUUCUUCCGUCGCAGGGCUCACAAAAAUCCCGUGCUGAGUACGUUGAGAGGACAGGCUGAUGUCCCGGAGCGACCCUAA
Penicillium griseofulvum is the source of this 3186-nucleotide messenger RNA. Its product is annotated as cation-translocating P-type ATPase. Gene Ontology annotation, biological process: calcium ion transmembrane transport; intracellular calcium ion homeostasis. The coding region runs from base 1 to 3186 and encodes 1061 amino acids. The transcript is spliced from 3 exons. Gene Ontology annotation, cellular component: plasma membrane. NCBI's taxonomy places the organism in Eukaryota, Fungi, Ascomycota, Eurotiomycetes, Eurotiales, Aspergillaceae. Gene Ontology annotation, molecular function: ATP binding; ATP hydrolysis activity; P-type calcium transporter activity. The record is from RefSeq and is a predicted model, not a curated record.